This is a messenger RNA of Oncorhynchus masou masou (cherry salmon), 10480 nucleotides long. RefSeq names its product SH3 and multiple ankyrin repeat domains 2b (gene shank2b). Lineage: Eukaryota; Metazoa; Chordata; Actinopteri; Salmoniformes; Salmonidae. Gene Ontology annotation, cellular component: postsynaptic density; dendritic spine; postsynaptic membrane. Gene Ontology annotation, molecular function: ionotropic glutamate receptor binding; synaptic receptor adaptor activity. The record is from RefSeq and is a predicted model, not a curated record. The transcript is spliced from 24 exons. The coding region runs from base 45 to 5666 and encodes 1873 amino acids.
AAUGUACACUGUGUAGCACUGUCUCCUCUCUCCAGUAGACUAUCAUGCCUCGGAGUCCUACGUCCAGUGAGGAAGAAAUGGCCCAGAGUGUCUCUGACGGGUCUGGAGGUUUUGAGACAGACAGCUCCAAGGAGGAGGCUGGCCAUGGAGGACCUGGAGGGGAAAGGGCCAGCAGAAGGACCGACAGGAGGGCAGAGAAGGAUAAGGCCGCCCGCAGGGAGUCACUGGUCUUCUGUGUGGUCAUCCCUGACCUGCAGCAGUCUACAUGUAUGAGGUUUAAACCCGAGGCCACCGUAUGGGUUGCUAAACAGCAGAUCCUGUGUACACUGACCCAGACGUUGAGGGACGUGCUGAACUAUGGCCUGUUUCAGCCCGCCGUGGAGGGCCGCAAGUCUGGCUUCCUGGACGAAGAGCGCCCCCUCAAAGACUACCCUACUCCCGCCAGCAUCAAGGGGGUUCCAACUUUGGAGUUCCGUUACAAGAGCAGGGUCUACCAGCAGCCCAAUGUAAACGAAAAGCAGAUUGCCAAAAUCCACACGCAGGCCAACUAUAGGAAAUUCAUGGACCACAUUCAGCAUCUCCAGCUGGAUAAAGUGGUAAAGAUGCUGGAGAAAGGCCUCGACCCCAACUAUCAAGACCCUGAUACUGGUGAAACUCCACUGACCUUCGCAGCCCACCUUUACAAUGUGGAGCAGGUCAUCGUUGUAUUGAAACAAGGUGGAGCACAUCUGGACUUCAGAUCACAAGACGGGAUGACCGCUCUCCACCAUGCGGUCAGGGCCAAGAAUCAGGCCACGCUGAAGGCUCUACUGGACCUGGGCGCAUCUCCAGACUACAAGGACAGCCAGAGUCUCACCCCCCUCUACCAUACAGUCUUGGUGGAGGGAGACCCAAGCUGCUGUGAGCUGCUACUGAGGGCCCACGCCACCGUCUCUUGCCAUGACGAGAAUGGCUGGCACGAGAUACACCAGGCAUGUAGAUAUGGACAUGUCCAGCACCUGGAGCACCUGUUGUUCUACAGAGCAGACAUGGGUGUCCAGAACGCUUCGGGAAACACGGCUCUACACAUCUGUGCUCUAUACAAUCAGGAACACUGUGCCAGAGUACUGCUUGUUCGUGGUGCCAACAAGGAAGUGAAGAACUACAGAAGCCAGACAUCAUUCCAGGUGGCCAUCAUUGCGGGGAACUUUGCAUUGGCAGAAUUAAUCAAGAAUCACAAAGAGACUGAUAUUGUGCCUUUCCGUGAGGCGCCGGCCCAACCUGCCCGGCGCAAGCAAGCUCCACGGAGCACCCUCGCUGCACCACGGCCGGCGCUCUUGCGCUCCAACAGCGACAACAACCUGAACGUGAACAACCGGUCACCCUUGCCGUCCCCGAGCCACUCUCCCCUGCGUAGCCUCUCCCCUCGCCGGCCCCAGCAGCAGCAGAUGCCCAGCCCCAAUGGAACAGUCAGGACCAUGGGGAAGGGGGCUCCCCGCCCUCCCCGCUCACCUUCCCUGGGGCGCCUGGGGGAGGAAGCACGGAGACAGACCCCUCAGCGACAGCCCAGCCCACACAGGGGUCGGGAAGCUUUCUCUGAUGGCAUAGACAGCCAGGGGCCCAAGCGUAAGCUGUACAGUGCUGUGCCAGGCAAGCACUAUGUGGUGACCCAGUCCUACCAACCACAGGCCGAAGGAGAGAUCCCCCUGUACAAGAACGACAAGGUCAAAGUGCUCUCCAUAGGGGAAAGUGGUUUCUGGGAGGGCAGUGCCCGUGGUAACUUGGGGUGGUUCCCAGCAGAGUGUGUGGAGGAGAACAUCCCUAACCAAGUCCAGGAGGAGAAACCAUAUGCCAGGGCAGACAGAGCUGAGAGGAGGAAGCUCUUCAGGCACUACACUGUGGGAUCCUACGACAGCUUUGAUGCGUCAAGCGACUGUGUUAUUGACGAGAAGACGGUAGUUCUACAGAAGAAGGAUAAUGAGGGAUUCGGGUUUGUGCUGCGAGGGGCGAAAGCGGACACGCCUAUCGAGGAGUUUACUCCCACCCCUGCCUUCCCCGCCUUGCAGUACUUGGAGUCUGUGGACGAGGGCGGGGUUGCGUGGCGGGCGGGGCUUCGCAACGGAGACUUCCUCAUCGAGGUGAACCAGGAAAAUGUGGUGAAGGUGGGCCACAAACAGGUGGUCAAUACGAUCCGACACGGGGGAAACCGGCUCAUCAUCAAAGUGGUGACGGUUAGCAGGAAUCUGGACCCUGAUGACACGGCUAGGAAGAAAGUGCCCACACCUCCGCGUAGGGCUCCCUCCACUGCCCUGUCCAUGGCCAUGCGCUCCAAAUCCAUGACAUCAGAGCUGGAGGAGCUUGUGGACAAAGCCACUUUGAGGAAAAAAGUGACCGAUGAUCAGUCUUCCGAUAAUGAGAGUCUAAAGAAGAGGAUUGUUUUCUCAGUCACUCUAAAUAAAGUGGACGAGAACAUGCCUCCUCAGAAGCCUAUGUGGGAGAACUCCAAUGAUGACGUAAGGGUCGCUAACACAGUCAAGUCACGGCCCAACAGCAGGUGCUUCGCCAUGAGCCCCGAGAUGAAUUCCAUGUGUGAGAGCCAGGAUAUGUUGAUGCAGACCCAGACCCAGACCCAACCCAGAGAGCCAGGCAGUCCCAGAGGUCGAGGACCCUACCUGGGGGUGCCAAACAGACAGGGGACCAUGAGACGACAGAAGUCCAUAGGAACAUCUGGAAUAACAGAAGAGGAGACCCCUCAGUUUCUGACCCCUCCCAUGUUGAAAUUCACCAGGAGCCUCUCCAUGCCGGACACAUCAGAAGACAUCCCACCCCCACCCGCCAUCUCCCCUCCAUCUCCCCCUUACAACAACGUCCCCAACCCCCAGGGCAGAGGCUACGGCAUCAUCAGACACUCUGCUCCUAAAGGCACCGCCCCAGAGCGAGGGGACCUCACCGCGGGCGGCAGCGAUGGGUGGAGGGAGCAGGGGGGUAUGUACUACAGAGAGCCCCAGUCGGAACAGUACCAGUCUGAGGACCACCAUCACCAACAGGGAAGCCACAGCCCAGGUCAGGGCCUCACAGCCCAGCAGAGCUUCCUGAACCGCAGGGCCCAGAUCCCUGAGAACCCCUACUCAGACCUGGGGAAGAUGGGCAACCUGGGGCUGUUUGCCCCCAACAAGCCCCAGAGGAGGAAGGGCAUGCUGGUGAAGCAGGACAAGAUCGAGGACAGCCCUGAAAAGAUCUGCACCAUCAAAAUCCCAACCAUCAUCAUCAAGGAGCCGUCUACAUCCAGCAGUGGUAAGAGCAGCCAGGGCAGCAGCAUGGAGAUAGAAACUGGCGCCCACGACCAGCUCCGGCCCGACGACGGACACAACCCCAGCAGCCCCUUUGCCACGGCCAUGGCGGGCGCCGUUCGAGAGCGCGAGAGGAGGAUGGUGGAGUCUCACCAGAACUCCCCAUCCUACAGGUUCACCGACCAGGGUGACGAAGACUCGCCUCCCGCCCCAACCCCUCGCCUCCGCCACUCCAAGUCCAUCGACGAGGGGAUGUUCAGUAGUGAUGAACGCCUGCGCCGCAUCAUGGCCCCACCUGCCUCUCUCCUCAACAUCCCCAAAGGAGGAGGCAAUGUGACGAACUUCAAUACCUCAGAGCCCAACAUGGUGAGGGAGCCACUACACACCCGCACGGGUCACCACAGCCCGGUCAGUCUGCCAAACAAGGCCUACACCUCCAGCAGCGGACACUAUGUCCACCCAGUAACUGGGAAGCCUCUGGACCCUAACUCCCCUCUUGCACUGGCUCUAGCUGCACGGGACCGGGCCAUGAGAGAGCAGUCCCAGCCUCUCCCACUGAAGACUGAGCUACCCAAACCUGACCUGAACAAGCCUCUGUUCAUCGACACUAAGCUAAGGACCGGCAUGGAUGCGAGUUUCUCAGCGACGGCCACCAUGGGUCGACCAGGCAGGGCAGGGCUUCGCAGGCAGAUGACCGAGGCCAAGUACGAGACAGAGUCCAAAUACGACCACCCGCUGGCUAAAGACCAGGACAAGAGUCUAUCCCGGCCUGAGAGAGAAGAGGAGAAGAAGAACAUGUUGAUAGACAACGUGGACACGUCUCAGCAGAAGUCUGCUGGUCUGCUGAUGGUUCACACCACUGAUGGAAGCAGGUCUGAGGAGAACAGCCUGUCUGAGGGGGACAGGGACGGGGCAGUGAGUCCGGACAGCACCCCCAGCGAGCUCCGUGAUCCCAACCAGCCUAACACCUCCAAAAUGUCCUCCCCUAACCCCCAUAACUCCCACUCUAUGGGCCCUGGUCCCAGAGGUAGUAAGACCAUGAUCACCGUCACCUCAGUAGAUGAGCCGGUCAAACUCCCCUUCGGCAUCCCCCCUCCGCCCUGCGUUCCCUCUGUUGACAUCGACGAUGACUUCUUCGCUGACCCACUGCCACCGCCGCUGGAGUUCGCCAACAGCUUCGACAUCCCAGAGGACCAGAAGGGGGCGAUCGCUGAACUGCUCAAACAGCAUCGAAACGCUGGCAGAGCCCCAUCGUCUCUAGCUCCCUUCUACCCCCAUCACGGUAACACCCCAAGCCACCCUGACCAGACGAUGAUCAAACGUCCUGCAGUGCUCACUAACUGUAUGCCCCCCAGCUUCACCCCCAACGCCCUGGAGAGCUACGAGCCUAUCAGUGACUCUGGGAUCGAUGUGGAGCCCGACAGCCGCAGUAGUGGAGACCCUCAGAUGGAGACUACGAGCACUGUAUCCACUGUGUCCAGUAUCUCUACGCUGUCGUCAGACGGUGGCGAGAUGCUGGACAACACUUGCACAGUCUAUGCAGACGGACAGGCCUUUUUGGUGGACCGGACCUCAAAGCCAAAAAACAGGCAACCUGCCGCCAACAAGAGUAAUGCACUUUACAAGGACCCCGCCUUGAUGGAUAGAGAAGAGAACCUGAGAACUUUCGGAACGCCCUCCUCUGUCCCGCCACCUCCCCCCGGGGCAUGCGUCCACUCAGAGCCCCCCAGAACACCAACGCAAAGGACCUCAAAGCUGUGGGGAGACCCGCCAGGCUCUAACCCCUAUGACAUGCAGAACAAGGACAAGACACCAAAGCCAGGGGAUGGGAUAGACUCUUCUUCCUCAGGUUGUAGGACCGUUUUUGGAUCAAGGGGUCCAGACGGUGGGUCCCUUGCCUCAGGUACACAGCGGAAUACCACAGUCACUUUCGCUGCCCAGCUCGGCCCGAGCGUGCCGGCCCCAUCUCCAAAACGAGAGACAGAGAGUCUCCCCCACCACCGAGCCCCCAGCCCCAUCCUCUCUCCUCCAGACUCCGGCCUCGGCUGUGCCUCCUCUCUCCCCGCAACCUCCCCCACCCUCUCGGAUGUGUUCGGCCUGCCCACCCCCCCUCUCAGCCUGGGGAGCAGCCGCUCACCCUCCCCUCUCACCCUCAUGCAGGCCGUCUCCAACAAGCCUUUUGCCACCAAGCCGGUUCUGAUGUGGAGCAAGCACGAUGUGGCCGACUGGUUGGAGAGCCUAAACCUGGCAGAGCACAGAGACACCUUCAUGGACAACGACAUCGAGGGCUCCCAUCUGCCCAGCCUGCAGAAGGACGACCUCAUAGAUCUCGGGGUGACCAGAGUCGGCCAUCGGAUGAACAUAGAGAGAGCUUUGAAACUGCUGAUGGACAGAUGAGAAGAGGAUAGAGGUCUCUCAGUCUCCAACACAACAACUUCACAUAACAGUUUUAUUUACGUUGACUUAUUUUAAACUAUACUUGCUGUAUAAUUCUUAUGACGAUGCUUGUUUUGUUGAAACUUAGAAAUAUCCUCAUGUAUCCUGAAGAAACUGCAACUUGAAACAGCACUGCAGUUUCCUGAAUAAGCACAAAAGUCCCCCAGGGUGGGAUAGAGCGAUACCAGGUGAGACACAGACAAUCUGUCAGUAGAAAGUAAAGGAAGCAGACACACAGGGACCUGGCUGCGAUGUGAAAUACACUACACUAUCAAACAGAACGGCAGCCUAAUCACUCCGAGACUUAAGGACUUUUGAAAUCAACCUCAUUUGAAUGCAAAACCAGAGUCAGCUCUGCAGGGGUUUCAUUUUCUAUUGUAUCUCUGUUAGAAAGUAUGUGAACACUGAUCUCUUCAGGAAAAAGGGUAGGAAUCUGCACUGCACAGGGCCGGCGCGAGAACCAAUCAGUUGGCUGGGCACAUUUUUUUUUACUGGACCUCCUAUGCGUGUAAGUGCUUGGCCUCAAGGUACCCCCCCCCCUCAAGCUAAUUGAGCAGUCAUUUAAUAUAUGCUAUAGCCAAAAUAAUAAUUUGGCUUGUGUUUAUGAAGGUCUUAAGUAACAUUAGAAUACAACAAAUAUAUUUCAAAAAAACACAAGAGCAUUUUCAUUAGUUUAUGUUACUGUGGGAUACAGUAUGUAAAAGGCUGAAAAACACAACGACAAAAAAAAACAUCCAAAUUCAAGUGUUCAAUAAAUUGUAUUCGUGGAGUGCCUUUGUUACAACUAUGAAACAGAAAGCAUAGCUGUGGGAAUGCGGUAACAGCUUCUUUUUAUGACAACAAAAUAAAACACACCCCAACCACCAAGACGUGCCAGUGUGCAGUCAAACGAUGAAAACAUCAGUAGCCUAAACAUAUAAGCGCCAAGUGUGCUUGAUAAACAGUGAAAAUCAUCACAAAGCAAUAAUGGCAUUUUACAAUGGAUAUACAGUAAGUGUCGAUGACAGCCGUAAGAAAUGGUCAAUUGUCAGUUGGAGAAUGUCCAUCUCAUAUAAACACCGACAGCGCUUGAGGCCUGCUCUUUCAGUGACGACAUUUUGUGCUGCUAUUUGGCCUGUAGCAUUGUCACCGGCUUGUUCUUUUCCAAGCGGUGCCAUCCCUUCCUCUCUCCUGUCUCACCUUUUCACUUGUUGGUGGCGCAAGCACCUGCUCAGUGUGCACCAUUCUGGCUUUUUUUUGGGGCCUUUACGCCUCGGAGGUGUAGAUUCAGCCUGAGGCUCAGAAUCAGAAGAAUAAUCAUCAGAGAUUUCAUCGUGAUUCAUUUCUCCCCCGCCAUCUGAAUCGUUUUCCAUUCAGAUUUUGUAGCAGUGCUUGCCCUUUUACAUUCCGCACGCUCUCGCUGUUUACUCCAAGUAGGCCAGAAUAGGACUAAAAAGACUGCUUUGUUUCGGUGAACUGAUAUAGGGUACAUACUAUUUUGAAGUUAUAAUUAGAAUAGAUCAAUACAAUAGAAUGUUCCGCACUGUUCUUCAUUCACAAUUGGGGAUUGUAUAAUUAUGUAUUGUUCGCUUCCCCUCGCUCAUCAACUCACCCAUUCCCCACAUCGUGCUUUACUUCGUUUAUUGAGUCUGUGGUAUGUGUGAAAUUAGUUUCAGUAUAGUUUAGGUUCAGAUUCGAGACCGUUAUCGGGGUGGUUAUCAACUGGGCAUGGCACUAUCAGGAGAAGGGGAGCAGGCCCUACUGUCGACAGGGUAGUAGGCAAUUGGGGAGAAAAAACAUGAUAAAACUGGUUGUUUGAUUUUAACAACAACAGUGUGUUUUAUAGACUUAUUUAGGAAAGGUCAAGGACGAAAGGGGAGUAGUGCAUGUCUUAAAUGAAUGAGCAGUCCAAAUGACCGCUUUAGCGGUGCUCGUGUGGGUUUUUAUAGUAAAGACAUUUAGCUGUAAAAAUGUAUGACCUUUUAAUGUGGCAUGAACACAACCAGUCAUGAUGUUUUCAUCCGAUUGUCCAACAAAUCACUUCAAGAGAUGGGUUACCUUCGUGCAUUCGUCCAAAAAAGCAUCCGAGUGAGCGAGACAGCGCUCCCCUGUCUUACUCUAUGUAGCCCAUGUAUCUGAUGAGAUCUGGCAACAAAAAAAGAGAACGACAUGCCAUGCUCUUUAAUUCCAGACACCGUCACAUACAUGGGCUGCACCUACUGAGACAGAGGGGGCGCUGUUUCGCUCUCUCGGAUGAUUUAUCUGAGAUUGAUGCUGUCUUUAUGUUGGCGCGCAUCUCGGUCAAAUAAAUUAUACGCCACAGUGGACGCGUUAUAAUACCCAUAAAAACACGGAAAUGGUUCAAAUGGUUUUUACGACAUUAAUUGUUCACGUCGUGAAUUUGACAGAAUUUGACGAAUUAAUUGUGUUUGGUGUAGGCUUACCUUGUCGAGACGUUUUGAUAGCCGUGUAAUUCCCUCACGGACAAGGUGAGUUUUAUCAAUAUAUUCGCCUCAAUUUAAUAUAAUCAAUGUGCAAAGCUAGUUAUUGAUAAACAUUUACUUGUCCGGAGAGAUUUGCGCGGCUAUCAAAACGUCACUCCAAGGUAAGCCAACACAAAACACAGACCUUUAUACGAAGUAGUUCUAAGAUCCCAGACACAAAAAUGAAUGGUGACAAAUGUUUUCAACCAUUUCCUGGUUUUAUGACUCGUACUGUGUUACUCAAUAGGGCUUAGGGGGCGGGCCAUGGCAAUUUCCCAAAACGCCGGCCAUGGCCCUGCAGUGUGUGGAAUUCAUUUUUCUCUCUCUCCCUUUUUACCGGGAUGUAGUUUGAUUUGAGAGACAGUGCAGUGUUUUCUCAGACGAAGGUAUUGCACAUUUCUACUCCUGAAAGGGAGAUCACAUCAGAUGGAUUACAAAAUAGGUACAGUAGCAAGUUGUUGCCCUUAGAUUUCACUUGCCAUGUUUUCAACAUACUUUCGAGUUGUAAUAUUUGUUUGUAGUUAUGUUUUACUUGAGGAUGGAAAGUGGAACACAAUACAUAUUGUAAAUUCAGUUUAUAAAUCAUUAUACUGUCUUCCACAGGAAGCUGAAAUGUGUGCCAACAGCUCUCCCUACUGUUGUCUUCUGAACAUGACAUGGCAGAGAGAGCAGAGCUUGGCAGUCAGAGCUUUCCAAUCGUUAUCACCAACCAUCAUCCUUUCUUUCGCAGUCUUCUAUGUCCUCUGAGAGGAAUAAUACAUAUAUUAUCACAUUAGGUUAUUACUAUACCCUGAACUGAUGGGAUGGGGUCCAUUUCAUGGGGUCCAUUUCAUUUCAAUCCAGGAAGUAAAGUGAAAUUCCAAUUCUACAUUUUUCUCAUAGAGAAGCAAAGAAGAGAAUGUCCGUUUACUUCCUGAAUUUAAAAGGAAUUUAAACCAACACUGCAGAAUAGGCAUGUUUCUGAAGACGAACAUCAGUCACGUUUAUGCAACGAUGAGAAAAAGUAGGCGAACAAACACUAAAGCUGGAAUUUCCUUUUCCCCUUCCCCCUAGAAUAGGAAUAGUUCAACUUGUUUGGCAAUCGAAGAGAGGCAGAUACCUCGAAGAAUCAAGUUGCUAGAAAUGUAUGAUUAUUGAAGUAAUAGAGAUAGUAUUUAUUCUAUGAUGGUGUUUUGAUGUGUUUUGUUGAUGAGGAAGAAAGUUGUAGAUACCCACAGAACUCAACAUGAUGAUAGCUUCUUUAUAGAAUUAGGUGAUGCUUUUAAGGGGGAUUUUUACUCCCAGUGACUGCUGUUCUGGAACACAUGGGAGCUACAGGACAUUUGCUAAACCAUGUGCCAUUGGACUUCUUUGACAGGUCUCUUUUAUACAGCAUGUCUGAAACUGGCCAAAUCCAAACAGUAUCACCAGAAUAAGAAUGUCCUGAAGUGCAGCAUCAUUUCCCUCCGUGUUCUCAAGGCAAAGUCUCCUCAAUACCAUCGCCAGUCCAAAAGGACAGGGAUUCGCUCAUCGUAAUGUUGAUGAGUUUAAAUGUAAUUUACUCUCCCCACUGAUUUUUCUUUCUGAAACGGUCUGAAGUGGUAUCCCCCCCCAAUGAGGGUGCUGGAUUGACAUCCCAGAGCACAACAAAUUCAGUGUAUGGGUGGGAUGUGUGUGUGAUCUAAUGAUGUGACAGGGGAGGGGGGGGGGCAUACCUUGAUAUGACUGAUGACUGUCUGAUGACUUUGUAAAACAAAAGAAGUUUUUAAAAAGUGUGAUGUUCCGCAAUCAAAAGGAUGUUGCCUAAAGCAUACUUAAUGUGUAUUCAUCUACGACUGUCCGAUGACUGUAGUAUGACCUCAUAACAGAAAAGUUCCAGUGUGAUAGGCUGCAGAGGGGUACUUGUCACCUGUCAGUUGUCACUGUUGACACGCGGGCACACAUUGAGAUGAGAUCUUAUGUUAAGAACCACAGGAACAAGAAAGAGCACAGUAUUUUUUUGAUUACGCAGAGAUAUUUAAUGUUAGGAUAUAUUCCUAUCCGUGUUGUUGCCAUAUCAACCCUGAGCUGUGGUUAGGUUUUCCAAAAAAAAGAAGAGAAAUAUGGUUAAGAAGCAAUAUAAUAUCAAUUCUGUUUCAAGUUGUUGUUUUUCUUAUUCUUUUCCAGGGGAAUAAUUAUACAUGUAAACAGGAUUUCAAGUCUCUCUAUUUUUAAAAUUGACAUAAAUAAUUGUGUUAUAAUCCAUAUUCCUAUAGAGCAUAUUUGAAACUUUUAGCAAUUGAUAGUCAUGUAUUAACAAAGCCUCUGUAAUUAUUAAAAGCUGAUAUAAACUGA